This is a messenger RNA of Chenopodium quinoa (quinoa), 1686 nucleotides long. RefSeq lists its product as uncharacterized. Lineage: Eukaryota; Viridiplantae; Streptophyta; Magnoliopsida; Caryophyllales; Amaranthaceae. Bases 1 to 1686 code for a protein of 561 amino acids. The record is from RefSeq and is a predicted model, not a curated record. The transcript has 3 exons.
AUGGAGGAGCAAGUGAAGCAGCUGGAGAAGAAAAUCGAAGAACAAGCCAGCAAUAUGCAGGCAUUGAUGCAGAUGGUGCGGGAACUCAAGGAGGGUGGAGGAAGCAAUAUGGAUUCUCAAAGGAAUAGCAAUGGAGGUACUCUUAAUCGACCUCAAGGUAUGGUUCCUAAAAUCCAGUUCCCCACAUUUGAUGGAUCUAAUCCAAGAAUUUGGAUCAAGAAAUGUAGUAGAUAUUUUAGUUUGUGCAAGAUUGCUAAUGAAGUUAGGGUGGAUUUAGCUUCUCUAUACAUGAUUGAUAAAGCUGAGAGUUGGGUGUCUAGCUACUUGUCUGUUAGAAAGAAUGUCGAUUGGGAUGAUUUUAUAAUUGAUGUCACUCCUAGAUUCAAGGAUGGGAAGGGUAUAAAUGUUGUUGAACAAUUCAAUAAGUUGCAACAAGAUGAUAAUCUUGAAGAUUAUAUUGAUAAGUUUGAGGAUUUGAGGUCAGUUUUGCUGCAAAAUGGUCAUUGUUUAUCUGAGGAGUACAUUCUUGAAUGUUUUGUGGGUGGUUUGAAGUUUGCCAUUAAACCAUUUGUGAGAGCCUUUAACCCUUCUUCAAUAACUGAAGCUGUUGGGUAUGCAAGAUUACAGGAAGAACAGUUAGUUGCUUAUUCUUCCAAACCUGCAGCAAAGCCUUUUCAAAAUUACCAAAACACCAAACAGUACACACCAAACACAUAUAAACCUCCCCUGUUACCUACACCACAUACUAAACCAACUUCACAAGUCCUAACCAAAUUUCAACCUAGACCCUUUAAACACAUUCCAGCUGAUGAGUAUUCUGAUGAAUGUGAUGAAGACAGUUUGAUUUGUGACAGUGAGCCUAGAAUUUCUAUGAAUGCUUUGUCAGGUAAUCAGAGUUUUCAUACUAUGAGAGUAGUUGGUAUGAUGAAUGGGAAGCCCUUACAUAUUGUGAUUGAUUCUGGAAGUACUCAUAACUUCCUGGAUUUGACUUUAGCUACCAAGUUGGGCUGUCAAGUGGAGAAAAUUAGUCCUCAAUCAGUUACAGUGGCUGAUGGGAACCACAUUGCUUGUCAGCAUAAGUGUUCCAAAUUUGAAUGGGUGAUGAAUAAGAGAAACUUUGAGGCAGAAGUUAUGCUUAUUUCUUUGGGAGGUUGUGACAUGGUGUUGGGAGUUCAAUGGCUGAGGAUUCCACCUAAGAAAGUACAGGUAGUUGAUGGAAAACCUGAUGCUAAGGUAUUAGCUAAUGCAGCUCAUUUGUGUUUGUUACAAGUGGUGGAUAUGGAUAUAGGUUCUUUGGAAUCUGAAUGUAUUCUGUCUUCAAAUGAGCUUGACUGUAGUUCAGUUUCUGAGUUACAAGAUCUUAAGGAUCAAUUCAGUGAUAUUUUUGCUGAUCCUGCAGAGCUGCCACCCCUUAGAGGUGUCUUUGACCAUAAGAUUCCUCUAGUUCCUAAUGCUAGUCUUGUCAAUAUAAGGCCUUAUAGAUAUCCAUUAAAACAAAGAGAUGUGAUUGAGCAACUUAUUCAAGAAAUGGUUGAUAGAGGGAUAGUUCAAAAUAGCUCAAGUCCUUUUGCUUCACCUGUGGUGUUGGUGGGUAAGAAAGAUGGAACAUGGGUGCUAUGUGUGGACUACAGGGAGCUAAACAAGAGAACUGUCAAGGAUAAAUUUCCAAUUCCAGUUGUGGAAUAA